AUGCAACUAUUCAUUGUAUUCGCGAUUCUAUUAUGGUUUAUACAUAUAACACAUCAGGUAACCAUCUCACGUAGACAAUAUCCUCAACAAAUACAAUUCGCAUCAAUACCUAACCAAGUAGAACAAGGGAAUAAACAAUUUAUUGAAGGAGGUGUAGGAGGAGUAGCAGGAGAAGAACAACAACAAGAAGAACAAGAACAAGGAACCCAUCGUUCUAAACGUUUAUCAGAUAAUCAACAAUUAAGUACAACAUAUCGUAAUCCAUUUGCUGCAUUUUUAAAACGUAAACGUCAUUCUAAAUCAACUGAUUCACGUUUAUCUAUAAAAAAGGAUUUAACUAGUGCAGAUUCAAAGUGUGGUUUAAUGUGUCAUUUACUUUGUCGUCCCGGUUGUUCCAAAAUUUGUUAUUCAUCUUGUACUUAA
This is a messenger RNA of Schistosoma rodhaini, 423 nucleotides long. The record is from the annotation of a GenBank genome assembly. Lineage: Eukaryota; Metazoa; Platyhelminthes; Trematoda; Strigeidida; Schistosomatidae.